AUGAAUCCACAACAAAACCACAGCGUCGGCUACCCCUAUUCAUAUCCAUACCGUCCAGGAACCCCCCUCCAAAGUUCAACAGGUACACGCUCCGAUCUUCGCGACAAUAACGCAUUUCCCAAUAAUCAACUUCCCCCAUUAAGAAAUAUUAAUGGUGCCUGGGAUGCAAACAGUGGUUUCGCGACCAGAAGAGAUAGAGUGGAUGCGGAUGUAGGGAGACCGGUGUGUAUAGAGCCAGAUGUGAGGAUGAAUGGUCGGAUUAUCGCAGACCAACAAACUGGUGCAAAAAAUGAUACCUUCCGAGCAAUCUACAAGCAACGAACCUGGAUUUUCUUCGCAAAAGAUAUUUUAGGAAGGCUAAAAAUCCUCAUCACACCCCCAAUGCUGAGUCCAUUGGUGCCUCCUCAAAUUACCCCAGCUAAAUAUCCAUCGUCGCUCGAUAUUGGGAAACUAAAAACAUCAUAUCAGUAA
Molecule: messenger RNA, 471 nt
Organism: Sclerotinia borealis F-4128
Lineage: Eukaryota; Fungi; Ascomycota; Leotiomycetes; Helotiales; Sclerotiniaceae
Source: the annotation of a GenBank genome assembly